Messenger RNA from Triplophysa rosa, 1689 nucleotides. RefSeq names its product synaptosome associated protein 29 (gene snap29). NCBI's taxonomy places the organism in Eukaryota, Metazoa, Chordata, Actinopteri, Cypriniformes, Nemacheilidae. Gene Ontology annotation, molecular function: syntaxin binding; SNAP receptor activity. The coding region runs from base 124 to 939 and encodes 271 amino acids. Gene Ontology annotation, biological process: synaptic vesicle fusion to presynaptic active zone membrane; synaptic vesicle priming; exocytosis. Gene Ontology annotation, cellular component: plasma membrane; SNARE complex. The transcript has 6 exons. The record is from RefSeq and is a predicted model, not a curated record.
CAUUCAAGCGCAUCACAACAAAAACGAGAACGAUCGAGGGGAGGAGACUGUGACGUCGCGUUGACGCCACCGGAAGCAGUUUCCGCGCAGGAGUCAGCUAGCGAGAGCGCAACACGUCAAAGGAUGUCUGCCUAUCCCAAAUCCCACAACCCUUUCGCCGCCGAUGAUGAUGAAGAGGAGAACACAGGGCCGAGCAGAGGCUUUAACUUUGAUGAUGAUCCUGAGGAGAGUUCACUGAGCCCGGCGGAGAGGAGACAGAAGCAGCUGCAGAGAGAGGUGACGCACACAGCGCAGUCCGCCGUGGACAGCAGCUACCGCUCUCUCGCCCACAUCUACGAGUCUGAGAAAGUUGGAACCGAGACAGCAGAGGAACUGAUUCGUCAGGGUGAAGCUUUGAAUAGAACAGAGAGAAUGAUUGACAACAUGGAGCAGGACAUGCGGACGAGUCAGAGGCAUAUUAACAGCAUUAAGAGUGUGUGGGGCGGUGUGGUUAACUAUUUCAAAGCCAAACCUGAAGCCAGACCUCCACAAAAGGACGAGCCUGUGUCAUAUGAUGGCAGCAGCAGUUUGCAGAAUGCACUUUCAGAGAGCAGACGGCAUGAAGCCAAAUAUCAGGCCAGUCAUCCAAACCUCAGGAAAAUGGACACAUCUGAACGAAUGUUUGUUCAAACAGGAUUUGGAGCUUCUGCGUCUCUGGAUAAUGAGCCGUCCGAUCAGAACGGAUAUCCCAGGAACAAACAGCUGCGAACUGCCCAUCAACAACUAGACCAAAAUCUUGAUGAAAUGUCGUUGGGUCUGAGGAGGCUAAAGAGUCUGGGUCAGGGGUUACAGUCAGAGAUCGAUAACCAGGACGUUUCCUUGGACCGUUUGCUUAAUAAAGUCGACUCGAUGGACGGCAAAAUCAGCUCCACUGACCGGCAACUCAAAAACCUUAAAUAGACAUGAAGUGUGAUGUCAUUUCCUAAGGACGUGGCAAAGGUGCUGCCUGCAUUGAUCCAUACUGGAAACACCUGCUCAGUACUUUACAUACUGCCGGCGCUGGUUUGUUGUACUUUCCUAGAAAAGUUUGUGUGGUCAUGAACAUAUGAAGUGGCUGUAUGUGAAUGAAAAUAUUAAAAGAUGUGAUUUUUGCGAUGUUGAGAUUUGAAUCUUGCCUGUAUUUGAUCGUCGGUCCUCUUGAUAUCAACAUAAAAAACAUGAGGUUAAUCCAGAUGUGGAUGCCACUGUGCGCAGGGUCGAAAGAAGAUUGAGGACUAAAUAUAUUCAUAAGCAAAGAAGUCGAAGAAAUGCAUACCGUCAUUUUGUUCGCUGCAGUCCACCAGAUCAAUGUUUUUCAUCCACCUUUUAAUUAAAAAAAUUAUUUCGCCUCGUUUUGAAAUUAAAGUCCACUGCUUUUAUUAUUCCCUCUUGAAUGUAUUCCAUAAGCCGGUGAAUUUAUCUUUUGUCUGAUAUUUUUAUCAUAAUAGACCUUUAAGAUUUGCCAUGUGUUCAUACCAGUCUAUGUGAGUCACAAUGUGCGACAGAAACACGGUCUGCCUUAAUAUUCACUGUUUUUUUUCUUUUGUUAAAGCAUUUAUCAUUUUCAUUUCUUUAUAGCAUAGCAUUUCAAUACUGUUAAAGCAAACCUGUAAAAGCAAACAAUUUCUGUCUGCUGAAUGCGAUAUGUGACCAUGAAUAAAAUGUUUUCUG